CUCGCCUCCACGACCACCAUGUAUCGACUUGUUGCAACCACUUUCAUCAAGCCCGCAAGAGCUAUCGGGCGCCGCAACUUUAUCAUUGUGGUGGAUCAAGCCACCGUGGCGUACCGUGAGUUCCUGGGGGGCAACCCGACCCGACUCGAGCCAGGGUUGCGGCUCAACUUGCCCAUCCUGCAUGAAACGCGCGUCAUUAACAUGCGGGAAUGCGGCCUGAACAUUGCGUCUCUUCAUGCGUACACUAGCGACAACGUCCCGGUGAUGGCCAGUGGCACGCUAUUUUACCGUGUGUUUGACGCGGAAAAAGCUUGCUAUUCAGUGGAGAAUGUCAAGGCUGCCAUCCAUGCGAUCGGUCAAUCUACGAUCCGAGCUGGCAUCGGUCGGUUUGCGUACGACGACAUAAUUGCCGAUCGAAUUAAGCUCAACGCAAGUUUGAUCCACGACAUCGGCGACGGCAUCCGCACGUGGGGUGUGAACUGCACGCGGUUUGAAAUCCAAGAAUUUGGUCCUCAAAAUGCCUCGGUGGCCAAGCAUUUGGAAAAACAGCUGACAGCGGAACGAGAGCGUCGAGAAAAUGAGCAAAACGUACUGGCGAAAAUCCGAAGUGCCGAGGGCGAGAAGAGAGCGGCCGUGCUCCAAUCUGAAGGCGAGCGGAUCGCAGCCGAAAACCGCGCCGACGCCGAAAAGUACGCGAUCCAAGCCAUGACCGAAGCGUACAAGCAACAGCUUGUCGAAAUGACGGCGGCCCUGGGGGAUUCGUCGCUCGCCGCCAAGUACAUGGUCGACCUCCUCACAGUAAAAAACUUGGGCCAUAUUGCCCAAGGCGACAACCGAGUCUACUUUAUGCCGACUGACAGCGUCUUGCCGACAGCAAGAACUGUCAUGGACAUGCUGCAGGAAGCCAAGAAAUAGGUGGACAUCCCUUUCGACAACCUUAAUGAUACUGCAUGUGUCGAGCCUGGAC
This is a messenger RNA of Aphanomyces invadans, 967 nucleotides long. RefSeq lists its product as hypothetical. The transcript has a single exon. The record is from RefSeq and is a predicted model, not a curated record. Lineage: Eukaryota; Oomycota; Saprolegniomycetes; Saprolegniales; Verrucalvaceae. The coding region runs from base 19 to 915 and encodes 298 amino acids. Gene Ontology annotation, cellular component: membrane.